AAGAUGAGGAGCCAAGGCGGUUCUCUGGUCCUGCUAGCCCUCUGGGGGACCCUGGGUCUGACCAUCGGUCAGCGGGUCCAGUGUGAGAAAGCCACCGACGACAUCUACCAGUUUAGCUUAAGAGACGUCCACAAGGAGAGGCUGAUCUCCUUGCAAAAAUAUCGAGGCGAUGUCGUAUUAGUGGUCAACGUGGCGACCUUCUGAGGUUUGACCCACCACUAUUACGGCUUGAAUGCACUACAAGACGAAUUCCGUUACGACGGGUUCCACAUCCUGGGUAUACCUUGUAAUCAGUUUGGUAAGCAAGAGCCCGGGGCCAAUGGGACAGAGAUCCUGAACGGGAUAAAGUACGUAAGACCUGGUGGAGGGUUCGAACCCAACUUCCAGCUUUUUGAAAAGAUCGACGUCAACGGUGAACACGAACAUCCACUCUACACCUACCUCAAGGAUCACUGUGGACCAACUCACAAGAAGUUCAAUUCAGACAGGAUUUGGUACUACCCAAUCGGUGUCAGUGAUGUUUGGUGGAAUUUUGAGACCUUCCUCAUCAACCAUGAAGGAAUUCCCAUCCAUCGGUUUAACCCGGUCACUGACCCACGUGACCUCAGAAGCUUUAUCAUAGAUCUUCUCAUCCACAAACAAGCUUCCAAACCUGUUGGGAAGUAAACAUCGCUUCAUCUUAGAAUAUGCAUUACGACUGAAACUGACAUUGUUUUCCGAGAAUUUGCAUGUGGCAUUGCGUCCGUCUUGCUAAGGCAGUGCUCUUGACGGUAACUCCCUGACCAGCCAUCGAGCUGUGGGCGUGACCUGAUUCAUGGGAAGGGCGGCGCUAGGGUUAAAGUGCAUUCGCCCUAAAUCUGUCCUGACCAACCCACUGACUAUACUA
Molecule: messenger RNA, 886 nt
Organism: Liolophura sinensis
Lineage: Eukaryota; Metazoa; Mollusca; Polyplacophora; Chitonida; Chitonidae
Product: glutathione peroxidase-like
Exons: 3
Biological process (GO): response to oxidative stress
Molecular function (GO): glutathione peroxidase activity
Source: RefSeq, a predicted model, not a curated record